GCCACAUCGGCACUGGAACACUGCCACUUCAACAGUUUACCACUGCCAUGUCAGCAUCGGUCAGUGUCAUGUCAGCAAUUGCACCGCUGUGCCAUGUCAGAAUGCCGCGUAGUGCCUGCUUCCCGGCCGCUUCGGUACCAUGUUCCUCGAACGGCAGGAUGGUGCGUUGCCUGCGCACUGCUUGCCUAUUCUCCAUGGCUGAGGCCUUUGACCAGCAAAUGCAGGAAGAGGAUGCUGCUAGGCAGCGACAACCGCAAGAAGAGGAAGAACAAGGCCACCCGCAGGAAGCAGCACAUCGUCAAGCCCCUACAAGAGGCUACUGAACUGGUGGAGGCUGAACACAUGGCACUGGGGGAAUCGCUUACCAUAGAGGAUUCCCACUGUCUCACUGUCGCAUGGUUUACGGCCACGUGGUGCGGCCCUUGCCGUCAGAUCACUCCGGUGGUGACUAAACUCAACAACGAUUACCCACUUGUGAAGUUCUUGAAGAUUGACGUUGAUGAGAAUCAAGAUCUUGCGCUCUCGGAGGGCAUACAAUCCGUGCCAACCUUUCGAUUCAUCAAGGCUGGCCGGCAGGUUUCUGAGAUCAAAGGUGCAAAUGCUCUUUCUCUAGAGGCAACUGUCAAGAUGUGGGCGUGAUUUUCGUCCAGUCGACUUCUUUCAGUGACCAUUCAACCAGUUUCCGAGAACUGGAAUGCACUUUCCAAAUUGCUCAAGGCACACUCUACUGCAAAGCUGUCUACAGGCAGAUUCGCAAUUUCACAACGCAUUGCAAUUCACACCUGAAGUUUUACCAUAACUUGUACAGGGAUUGGUAUGGCUUUUCAAGAUCAAUACCACAGCAAGCACCUGCUUCAAGACUCCUCUGUGCAAGCAGCCCGGUUCAGACGUCAACAUGGCCACAUGAUUGAAAUAGCCACGUGAUCGACAUUUGCAGACUUCUACAUAGUCAAACUUUGUGAAGUCACUGUAUUUCCCAUGUCUGCACAGACCCCGCUGCACGAGAUGAGAAGCCACUUGACCUGCUAUUGCCAACUGUGCGUACUCAUAGAUAGGCUGACGAUGAACUAGUUGAGGUUUGUAUGGUAGAGGACAAAUGUUUUUUUUCUUCUUCUUCUUUUUUGCAAAACCAGCGGCCUCUGCUAGCAGGGGUGAUUAGAGCAAUGUUACUUUUAACUGGUCCGGUUCAUAUGGCACGGGAGAGAAGAUGGGCAAAUAAUAGGCUAGCUAACCGAGAUGAGAGAUACGCCAUCAAUCUGUGCUCUCAGGACAAUAAAAGACAGUCCAGAGG
Chara braunii is the source of this 1291-nucleotide messenger RNA. The record is from the annotation of a GenBank genome assembly. Lineage: Eukaryota; Viridiplantae; Streptophyta; Charophyceae; Charales; Characeae.